Messenger RNA from Coffea eugenioides, 2274 nucleotides. Its product is annotated as subtilisin-like protease SBT1.2. NCBI's taxonomy places the organism in Eukaryota, Viridiplantae, Streptophyta, Magnoliopsida, Gentianales, Rubiaceae. Gene Ontology annotation, molecular function: serine-type endopeptidase activity. The record is from RefSeq and is a predicted model, not a curated record. The transcript has 2 exons. The coding region runs from base 1 to 2274 and encodes 757 amino acids. Gene Ontology annotation, biological process: proteolysis.
AUGGCUUGUGUUCUGCUGUUCUCUUUUAUUUUCAUGCUUACAAUAAAUUCUACCAUAAUUGGGCAGAAAAAUUUAGAAACGUAUAUUGUCCAUGUAAGUUUGCCAGCUGAUCCUCAUUCUUCCAAGUUAGAAGACUUGGAAAGCUGGUACUAUUCAUUCUUGCCAGUAAAUCCUACCACAGGGUUGAAUGAUGCAUCGCGCAUGGUUUAUUCCUAUCGCAAAGUUGUUAGUGGUUUCGCAGCUAGAUUAUCAGCUGAAGAAGUAAAAGAAAUGGAGGAAAAAAAAGGAUUUCUGUCUGCCAGACCUGAAGCGCUCUUGGCCCUGCAAACAACCCACAGCCCUGACUUCUUGGGACUGCAUAAGCAGAUUGGCGGGUGGUCUGAUGCAAACCAGGGAAAAGGUGUGAUUAUAGGUGUCAUAGACACAGGAAUUACACCUGACCAUCCGUCUUUCAGUGAUGAGGACAUGCCACCUCCGCCACCUGAAUGGAAAGGGCGAUGCGAAUAUGGAAAUCCGCCAUGUAAUAACAAGCUAAUUGGUCUGAGGAGUUUCAUUAGAGACAGGCCUGGGCUGCCAUUUGAUGAGGUUGGGCAUGGCACUCAUACUGCAAGCACAGCAGCAGGAAAUUUUGUGGCAAAUGCCAAUGUGUAUGACAAUGCCAAUGGUACAGCUGUUGGCAUGGCCCCUCAUGCUCACUUGGCCAUCUACAGUGCUUGUUCCAGACAUGGAUGUCGUUCAGCUGAUGUCUUAGCUGCAAUUGAUGCUGCUGUGUUGGAAGGCGUUCACGUUCUCUCUCUUUCGCUUGGUUUUGAUUUCCCCAUUUCAUUAUUCGAGGACGAAAUUGCUAUUGGGGCUUUUGGUGCAAUUCGAAAUAGAGUUUUUGUGAGCUGUUCUGCAGGCAACUAUGGUCCAUUAUACCAGUCCUUGAGAAAUGGAGCACCUUGGAUCCUGACAGUUGGUGCUAGCACAACGGACAGGGAUGUAAGAGCUACAGCCGUACUAGGGAACAAUCAGGAAUUUGAUGGACAGUCUUUUUUCCAACCCAAGGAUUUCCAAACAACAUUGCUACCCUUGGUGUAUCCAGGCAUGAAUGGUGACCAAUUUGCUGCAACAUGUGAAAAAGGAUCACUGGACAAUAUUGAUGUUAAAGCGAAAAUAGUACUUUGUGAUGGCUUUGGAGUGGAAACAGGAGAAACAGUGAGAGAUGCUGGGGGUGCUGCAAUGAUUCUUAUGAACCAGCAAAGCUCAGGAUAUACGACUUCUGCUGAAGGUCAUGUUCUUCCUGCAGCACAAGUGAGUUUUGCUGAUGGACAAGCUAUCAAAGCUUACAUAAAUUCGACAUCCACCCCUAAAGCAACUAUACAAUUCAAAGGGACAAUUAUAGGAGUAAAAGAUGCUCCUGCAGUAGCAGCAUUCUCCUCAAGAGGUCCUAACCAUGCAAGCCCUGGCAUCUUGAAGCCUGACAUUAUUGGCCCAGGUGUUAACAUUCUUGCGGCAUGGAGUGAAUCUGUCGAGGACAAGACAACAACAAAAUCAAAUUUCAACGUGAUCUCUGGCACCUCAAUGGCAUGUCCCCAUCUCAGUGGCAUUGCAGCCUUGAUAAAAAAUGCACAUCCACGAUGGUCACCAGCUGCUAUUAAAUCAGCUAUCAUGACUACAGCCAACUUCACCAAUGUCACUAGUAGCCCAAUCAUAGAUGAGAGGAGGGUGCCUGCUGACAUAUUCAUGAUUGGCGCUGGCCAAGUCAAUGCUUCAAGAGCUCUUGACCCUGGGCUAGUAUAUGACAUCCAACCUAAUGAUUAUAUUCCUUAUCUAUGUGGCCUGGGCUACUCAGACCAAAACGUUAGGACAAUUGUGGGUAAGCCAGUUACAUGUUCCACUGUCUCCAGUAUACCAGAAGCACAGCUUAAUUAUCCUUCAUUUGCGAUUCAACUUCCUCAGAAUACUACUCAGAGGUAUUCAAGGAUAGUGACAAAUGUUGGGAUUGCCGUUUCUUCUUAUCAUGUUGAAAUAGAGGAAAUUCCAGGGGUUGAAGUAUCUGUUCAGCCUGAGGUACUUAACUUCACAGAGUUGGAUCAGCAGAUGACCUAUCAAAUAACUUUUCGAAGAACAACCAUGUCAUCCAACAAGUCCUUUUUUGUCCAGGGAGCAAUUACAUGGAUAUCUGAGCACAGGGUUAGAAGCCCAAUUGCUGUCUUAUUAGCGGAAGAUACGAGUUAUGACAAAGAAUUUAUAGCUCUCGAACAAUCUGAGCAGGUUACCAAUACUGUGUAA